Molecule: messenger RNA, 2183 nt
Organism: Manis pentadactyla (Chinese pangolin)
Lineage: Eukaryota; Metazoa; Chordata; Mammalia; Pholidota; Manidae
Gene: NKX2-3
Product: NK2 homeobox 3
Exons: 2
Coding region: 222-1319 (365 amino acids)
Biological process (GO): regulation of transcription by RNA polymerase II; cell differentiation
Cellular component (GO): nucleus
Molecular function (GO): RNA polymerase II cis-regulatory region sequence-specific DNA binding; DNA-binding transcription factor activity, RNA polymerase II-specific
Source: RefSeq, a predicted model, not a curated record
AGGCUUCGCAGCCCCGGCCCCAGUCCCUGCAGCGGCUGUAACAAAACCCAGACCCCCAGGUCCCGGCCAAUGGAGGCGAUUUAGACUGAAGCGAGACCGCGUCUGUCAAAAGCUCCACUCGGCGGCAGCCACAGAGUCCAGGAGGGCUGGAGCCGCCACGCUGCCUCCCCGCCCCCGCCGGGAUUUAUUGAAUAUUUGGACUGGACAAUUAAGUGGUCCUGAUGAUGUUACCAAGCCCGAUCACCUCCACCCCUUUCUCAGUCAAAGACAUUCUGAAUCUGGAGCAGCAGCAGCGCUUCCACGGCGCCCACCUGCCAGCGGACUUGGAGCACCACUUCCACCCGGCACCCUGCAUGCUGGCCGCCGCGGAGGGCACGCAGUUCUCUGACGGCGGGGAGGAGGAGGAGGAGGAGGAGGGCGAGAAACUGGCCUAUUUGAACUCACUAGCCACCGCUGACGGCCAAGGGGAUUCGGGGCUCUGUUCCCAGAGCUAUGUCCACACGGUCCUGCGAGACUCGUGUAGCGGGCCUAAGGCACAUGAAGAGGAGCCCGAGGUCGUGAGGGACCGGAGCCAAAAAACUUGCCAGCUGAAGAAGCCUCUGGAAGAGCCCGGAGAUUGUAAGGCGGCAGAGGAGAGUGAGAGGCCCAAGCCACGCAGCCGCCGGAAGCCCCGGGUCCUUUUCUCGCAAGCUCAAGUCUUCGAGCUGGAACGAAGGUUCAAGCAGCAGCGGUACCUGUCGGCACCUGAGCGCGAGCACCUCGCCAGCAGCCUGAAGCUCACGUCCACGCAGGUGAAGAUCUGGUUCCAGAAUCGCAGGUACAAGUGCAAGAGACAACGGCAGGACAAGUCUCUGGAGCUCGGCGCGCACGCGCCCCCGCCACCCCCGCGCCGCGUGGCGGUACCGGUGCUGGUGCGGGACGGCAAGCCGUGCGUCACGCCAGGUGCUCAAGCCUACGGCGCGCCCUACAGCGUGAGCGCGGGCGCCUACUCUUACAACAGCUUCCCAGCCUACGGUUACGGGAACUCGGCCGCCGCCGCCGCCGCCGCUGCGGCUGCCGCCGCCGCCGCCGCGGCCUACACCGGCAGCUAUGGCUGUGCGUACCCGGCGGGCGGCGGCGGGGGUGGUGGGGGUGGCGGGGCCUCCGUAGCAACUUCAGCCAUGCAGCCCGCCUGCAGCGCGGCCGGAGGCGGCCCCUUUGUGAACGUGAGCAACCUGGGCGGCUUUGGCGGCGGUGGCGGCGGGCAGCCGUUGCACCAGGGUGCCGCAGCCGGGGCCGCGUGUGCGCAGGGCACCUUGCAGGGCAUCCGAGCCUGGUAGGGAUGCGGCGGGUCACGCGGUGGGUCCCCCACCGCAGCCUGGCGCCGCGGACUGAAGCGCGAGAAGGGCUGUAUCCAAGGGCCAGGCCCCCUUGUUAAAAAACAAAACAAAAACACACAGGUCUCGGUCCCCAGGGUCCCGGAGCAUAGCUCACACGAGGCCUGGAGAAGGGGGUAUAGGGGCAAAUAGGAUCCCUGGGACCGGUCGCGAAAAGCCUGCCAGGCAGAAACGCCGGCUGGGGCGGAGGAGGACGAUGGCCCUGACCCUGGCCCAGAAAAGGGUAAAAGCGGCUGGGGCUCCGGCUGUCGCUUGCUUCUCCCAGAACGAGGAGGGCUUCUCUCAUUUGCCCUUCCCGUGGCCUCCUCGAACGUCGGCGGGGAACCCAACGACAAAAAAAGCAUGAAGGAGAGAAAAAGGGGGCGUCGUGGCUUAAGAAAUCCCCAGGCCUUACCAACCCUUUGCUACCUUUGCGGGCCCCCAGCGCCACACCGCAGUUGAUUUUCCUUUUCCCAGCCUCCUGCCUCCGCAGCAGAUACCUCGGCCUAGACCUCCGGAUUGUCGGAGGACAUAGAACUCUGCGCGAAAAACCAGCGGAGCCGGAUCAAAAGUGGGGGGUGGGGGUGCUGAACAAAUCCGGGACCUGGUGGCCCAGCGGAGGUGUUACUGGGUUUCCUUUCUGUUUCGUAUUCUGUAUUCAGCACAUAUAAUAUAUAUAUAACUUUAUCCACAUGCCGUGUACACAUCGCUGCCAUACACUACAGGAGUCAAUAAACAAGGUGCAAUAUUUCCAAACCGUUUGCUAACUACAGACUAUGUUUAGCGCAGAAAAAUUGGGGAGGGAUCCUUUGAACAGGGCGAUCAGGG